This is a messenger RNA of Closterium sp. NIES-67, 2396 nucleotides long. The record is from the annotation of a GenBank genome assembly. NCBI's taxonomy places the organism in Eukaryota, Viridiplantae, Streptophyta, Zygnematophyceae, Desmidiales, Closteriaceae.
CCUUCGAUGGGGACCCCAGUGGGCCACACCAUCCCUGUGGAGCCUGGAAAGCUCCCACCGUUUCGACCUCUGUAUCGCCUCAGUCCAGCUGAGUACGAGGAGGCUAAACAACAAAUUGAGGAGUACCUCAGGAAGGGAUGGAUUGAGCCAAGCGCAUCACCAUAUGGAGCACCAAUCUUGUUCGUUAACAAGAAGGGUGGUGGCUUACGCAUGUGCGUCGACUACCGCGCCUUAAACAAGAUCACGAUCAAGAACAGAUAUCCUCUUCCAAGGAUAGAAGACCUGUUCGAUCGACUCCAGGGUGCUCAGUGGUUUAGCGCGUUGGAUCUGGCACAGGGGUACCACCAACUGCGCAUCACUGAGGAAGAUGUUCCCAAGACGGCGUUCCGUUCGCCGUUUGGCCAUUUUCAAUGGCGUGUGCUUAGCUUUGGCUUGACCAAUGCUCCAGCCUCUUUUCAAAGGGCCAUGAACGAUGUGUUCCGCGAAGCAAUCGGGCACUUUGUUCUGGUUUACCUUGACGACAUCUUGGUUUAUUCCAAGACUGAAGAGGAGCACACUCAACACCUAAAAUGGGUGUUAGGAAAGUUGCGAGAACACAAGUUCUAUGCUUGUUUAUGGAAAUGUCAUUUCUACAAACGCCAGCUGGAAUACCUCGGUCAUCUUGUCGGGAACGACGGACUUAAAGUCGACCCCAAGAAGGUGGUGGCUGUUCAGAAUUGGCCCGUCCCACAAGACGUGGGCCAGAUCAGAUCCUUCCUAGGCCUGGCCAAUUAUUUCCGCCGGUUCUUGGAAAAUUACUCAACUGUCGUUGCCCCUCUGACAGCACUCACCCGAAAGGGUAGUGCAUGGGAGUGGACUCGACAAUGCCAAGAGGCAUUUGACAAAGUCAAAACAAAGCUGACCAAUGCUCCGGUUCUGGUAUUGCCAAAUCCUUCUAAACCCUAUGCGGUGGUCACAGACGCCUCGACAGUAGGGAUUGGGGCGGUACUCUUGCAGGAGGGCCGCCCAGUGGCGUUUGAGAGUAGGAAACUCUCCCCGGCAGAGCAGCGCUAUACGACGUCAGAACAAGAGUUGCUGGCGGUCGUGCAUGCGCUACGCACAUGGCGAUGUUAUCUGGAAGGUGUGGAGUUUGUGGUCACGACAGAUCACUGUCCGAACACCUAUUUUUCUACUCAAGCCACGCUCACUCAGCGCCAAGCCCGCUGGGCAGAACUCCUUAGUGGGUUCACAUUCGAUAUUCGAUAUCGUGCAGGUUCUACGAACAUGGCUGACCCCCUCAGCAGACAGUCGAUAGGGGCAGCGACUGGGCUUGAAGAAACCGAGGAUAAGGCAAUGGUUGCUGCUUGCUUCGGUAUUCUUGCCGUGGCUCGAGUGAGUGAGGUCACCUUCAGUGGUUUUCUGAAACGCAUCCGCACAGGAUACCAUAUUGACUCCUGGUUUCAGAACCCACAAAAUACGAAGGGCCUCAAAUACGAGCAUGAGCUCUGGUGGCGAGAGCAUGAGAUUGUGGUACCCCACGUGGGUAACCUGCGGAAUGAUAUAAUUGAGGAAGUGCAUAGCACCAGGUACGGGGGACACCUGGGUAUCAAGAAAACCCGGUGGGCCUUAAGUGACGUAUACUGGUGGCCUGGAUUGGGGACUGAGGUCCAACAAUUCGUGUCGCGUUGUGAUGCAUGCGCACGCAACAAGUCAGACACGAAAAAGCCUGGUGGUUUGCUUCAACCACUGGAGAUUCCAGACGAACCCUGGGAGAGUGUCUCACUGGAUUUCAUCACAGACCUCCCAAAAACACGAGACGGUCAUACUGCAAUCUUGGUCUUUGUGGAUCGACUGACCAAAAUGGUGCACUUCGUUGCCACUACGACAGACGUAUCUGCGGAAGAUACGGCCAAGUUGUUUGUAGCACACGUGUUCCGCUUACACGGGUUACCGCAUGUGCUGGUGUCCGAUCGAGAUCCGCGCUUUACAAGCCGGUUCUGGCACGAAGUUACACGGACACUCGGAACGAAGCUAAAGAUGUCGUCAGCCUUCCAUCCCCAAACGGAUGGGCAGACAGAGCGGGCAAAUCGUACACUUGAGCAAAUGCUUCGUUCAUUCAUUGGCCCAACUCAGGAUGAUUGGGAUGACUUGUUACCUGUGGUUGAGUUCGCAGUGAACAAUUCCGUCCAUGAAGGUACCCACGAAAAACCCUUCAUUCUGAACUGUGGUCGGCAUCCCACGACACCUGCUACGCAUGGUCGGCAUCCCUGCCGCGCAAGACUUUGUGGGCAAGCAGCAAGAAGCGCUCAAGUCUGCUCGCCGCUGGCUGCAACUGUCUCAGCAGCGACAAAAGUCUUAUGCCGACAUGAAACGCCGGGAAGUCUCUUUUGAGGUUGGAGACAAGGUAUUAUUGAGCA